Messenger RNA from Colius striatus (speckled mousebird), 2250 nucleotides. It is a transcript of the gene YARS1, whose product is annotated as tyrosyl-tRNA synthetase 1. Gene Ontology annotation, molecular function: tyrosine-tRNA ligase activity; tRNA binding; ATP binding. Bases 75 to 1682 code for a protein of 535 amino acids. NCBI's taxonomy places the organism in Eukaryota, Metazoa, Chordata, Aves, Coliiformes, Coliidae. Gene Ontology annotation, biological process: tyrosyl-tRNA aminoacylation. The transcript is spliced from 14 exons. The record is from RefSeq and is a predicted model, not a curated record.
CCCCAUCGGCAGCUCGGCGCUCGGGCCCUGCAGGUGACGCCUAGGCUCGGGCAGUCGAGCGCCGAGCGGGGCUGAUGCAACGCGGGGAGGCCGCCGCCAUGGAGCCCGCGCCCGGCCUGCAGGAGAAGUAUCAGCUCAUCACCCGCAACCUGCAGGAGGUGCUGGGGGAGGACAAGCUCAUGGCCAUCCUGAAGGAGCGCGAGCUGAAGAUCUACUGGGGGACAGCCACCACGGGCAAGCCACACGUCGCCUACUUCGUGCCCAUGUCCAAGAUCGCUGACUUCCUGAAGGCCGGCUGUGAGGUGACCGUACUGUUUGCUGACCUCCACGCUUACCUGGACAACAUGAAGGCUCCCUGGGAGCUGCUGGAGCUGCGCACACGCUACUACGAGAACGUGAUCAAAGCCAUGCUGGAGAGCAUCGGGGUGCCCCUGGAGAAGCUCAAGUUCGUCCGGGGCACUGACUACCAGCUCAGCAAGCAGUACACGCUGGAUGUGUACCGACUGUCCUCCCUGGUGACGCAGCACGACUCCAAGAAGGCUGGAGCAGAGGUGGUGAAGCAGGUGGAGCACCCACUGCUCAGUGGUUUGCUGUACCCAGGGCUGCAGGCCCUGGAUGAGGAGUACCUCAAGGUCGACGCACAGUUCGGAGGAGUUGAUCAGAGGAAGAUAUUCACCUUUGCAGAGAAGUACCUUCCUUCUCUGGGCUAUGCCAAGCGUGUGCAUCUGAUGAACCCCAUGGUUCCUGGUCUGACAGGCAGCAAAAUGAGCUCAUCAGAGGAGGACUCAAAGAUCGACCUCCUGGACCGCAAGGAGGAUGUGAAGAAGAAGCUGAAGAAGGCUUUCUGUGAGCCUGGGAACGUGGAGAACAACGGCGUCCUCUCCUUCAUCAAGCACGUCCUCUUUCCCCUCAAGUCAGAGUUUGUGAUUCUACGAGAAGAAAAAUGGGGUGGAAACAAAACCUACACAGCCUAUGAGGCCCUGGAGAAGGACUUUGCUGAGCAGGUGGUGCAUCCUGGAGACCUGAAGAACUCGGUGGAAGUGGCACUGAACAAACUGCUCGACCCCAUCAGGGAGAAAUUCAACAGCCCAGAGCUGAAGAAGCUGACGAAUGCAGCAUAUCCCAACCCAUCCAAAACCAAACCUGCAGAGAAAGGCACCAAGAACUCGGAGCCGGAGGACGUGGUUCCGUCCCGGCUGGACAUGCGCGUGGGCAAAGUCAUCAGCGUGGAGAAGCACCCGGAUGCCGACAGCCUGUAUGUGGAGAAGAUCGACGUGGGCGAGCCCGAGCCCCGCACCGUGGUCAGCGGCCUGGUGCAGUUCGUGCCCAGGGAGCAGCUGCAGGACAGGCUGGUGGUGCUGCUCUGCAACCUCAAACCCCAGAAGAUGAGGGGUGUGGAGUCACAGGGCAUGGUGCUGUGUGCCUCCAGCCCUGGGGAGCCACGGCAGGUGGAGCCCCUGGACCCCCCCGCCGGGAGCUGCGCCGGGGAGCGUGUCUACGUGGAGGGCUACGAGAGCGGCCAGCCCGACGAGGAGCUCAAGCCCAAGAAGAAAGUCUUUGAGAAGCUGCAGGCCGACUUCUGUAUCUCUGAGGACUGUGUGGCCCAGUGGAAGCAGAAAAACUUCCUGACCAAGCUGGGGAGAGUCUCCUGUAAAAGCCUGAAGGGAGGGAGCAUCAGCUAACCAGUGCUGCUGCUGCUCACCCCUCCUGCCUGGCCCCCUCCACCACCCCAGCCAGGCUCUGCUCCUCACUCCAUCUCCUUCCCAGUGCCCUGGGCCAGGGGCUCAGCCCUGGGGGACGUGGGGACUCUGGGGCUGAAUUUGCAGCCUCCCACCUGAGAGCUGCCUCCACCACCCCCCGGGGCCCACUCAGCCAGCAGCUUCCCUCAGCUGCAGGUCACAGCCAAGGCCACCACUUCUAACUGACCUGUGGGACUUGUGCCCGUGGCCUCGGGCUCUGCCAUUGGCUCCCUCCCAGUUGUGCCCCACACUGGCCCCUCUCCCGCUGCAGCCAGGGCACGAAGGGAAAGCUGCUUUGCUCAAACACUUCUUGCUGCUACCAGAGCUGAGGCAGCCCUGGGGCAGGACCCAACCCCUGCUCAGCCCCAGGGCUGUGGCUGCUGCUGCUCUCGGGGCAGGAGCCUGGGCAGCACUGGUGGGUCCAUCGGGGGCUGUGGGGGCCGGGGGCCUUAACCACUGACUGGGAAACCAUCUGUCUUGUAAACCCAAAUAAAACAUCAAGCUGACUGUA